Molecule: messenger RNA, 3846 nt
Organism: Arctia plantaginis
Lineage: Eukaryota; Metazoa; Arthropoda; Insecta; Lepidoptera; Erebidae
Source: the annotation of a GenBank genome assembly
AUGACAAGCUUUGUGGAAACAGAUCCUGUGACAGUGGCUGAUGAUACAGUAAACGCGCAUGUUAACCUUAAUAUUGACUAUCAGAAGAAUUGGCAGCGUAGGCAUAGACAUGUUUUGAAGUCCAAGGAAUACUAUUGCAAACUGAAGUGUAGUAAAUUACUUAAAAAAAAAUUGAAGAAAUAUAAACUCAGACAAGAUGGCACAGAGGAUCCAGAUGUCUUAGAUGUGUCAAGAUCAUUAGUAUCUUCGUUAAUCAUCAAAUCACCAACCAAUCCUAACAACCAUUUACUUGAGGAAGGUGACUUAAAUCAUCUUGAUGAAUUGAGACCUAAAAACUAUUUAUUCAAAAUGGUGAAACGUAAGGAACCCAGUCAAACAGGUAAUGUGAAGGAUGCCACCAUACAUGAAAAACAAAAUGAAGGUAUUCAAAUAGCAAAUGAAGCUGCUACAGGAAAAAAACACACCAAUGCCUUUCAGCUACUAAUGGAUUCUAGGAAUAAGUCUAUUGGUAGUAACUCUCCUGGCAAAGAAAGAAGUGAUGAUCAGUCUGACAAUGAAGAUGUGAUAGAAAAGAAAAAUAUUAAGAUUAAAAGGAAAGUGUUACUAGAAAAAAUGGCAGAAGCAAAGGGAUACCAAAAAAAUAAAGAAAUUGAAGAAUACCAUGAUAAAAUUAUUAAAAAGAAAAUGGAGAAAAGAGCUGAAAGAUUAAAAAUUAUGAUUUUGAAAGAAGCCAAGCCAACUAAAUCAAAUGGCAAAAUAACUGUUGAAAAAGAAGCUGAAAGCUCAAAAUUAAAUAGAAAAGAUGAAGCACAAAAUACAAAUUGUAACAAAGACAAGAAAAAAUUAAAAACAUUUACCAUAGUAGAUAUUUUUAACACAAUGACUGAUCCAGUUACUGUGAGUCCUGAGAAAAAGUGUGUUCCUAAAGAAGAUAAAGAGUUUCUUCAAAAGUUAUCCCCAUCUUUGAGAAAAAAAGAAAGUAUGCUUAGUUAUUUCAAAAAAGUUGAUAAAGAACCUGAAUGUUCUCCAGUUGACUCAGACAAUGAUAACCUCCUUAAGGUGAAGUUACAAGUCAAAUCAAAAAAAAAGGGCAGAAAGAAAAAAUUGAGUCUUAAAAAAGAGCCUUUUGAAAUAGAGGAUAGUGUCAAGCUUAAUGAUGAAAAUAAAGAUAUUGCUUCUAAUUCAAAAGCAUUGUCUGAAGUCCUUCUUAAAGAUGUUGAGAACUCAGAAUCAAAAAACUUUAGUGAGAGGCAAAAGAGAAAACGAAAUGGUAAAAAAAACAUCUCAGAAGAGAUAGAGUUUAAUAAUGAUAGCCGGCCAAAGAGAUCUAUAAAAAAACCAGUGAAAUACACUGAUGAUGCAUGCAUAUCUAGUUCUGAUGAUGAGUUACUCAUUUUCACACCUAAGAAGAAAAGAUAUGUGGAUAGUAGUACUAAUUCUAAGAUAAGAAAUAAUAAUAAAACACAAAAUGUACUACAUGAACACAACAAAAAACCUAUUAUUGAUAAAAAGGUCAACGAAGAGACAAAUACCGCUAAAAAAUCAGUCAAAUUGGCACCCAUUUUUGCAACAAAACAGUUAGAUACUGCAGCUUUAGAAGCAAAACAAAAAUUUCUACAGAGUGGAGUCCCUGAUAAAUUAAAGAAAAUAAUUCAACAACAAAAAAUACAAAGUGCAAUGAGCAAUGACUUUCCAGUUGUAGUCCAUGUACAGCAAAGGCAUUCAGACAAAGAUGAAUUGGAACAAGUACAGCCUAAUAUUUAUGAAGAAAGCGCUGAUGUUAAUCAUGAUUUUACGUUAUCCAAUAUUGACAAAGAGGCAUAUAAAAAGUUAUUAAACCUUCAAGUUGUCUCUGAAAUAAGCUGUAUGGACCAUAAUUCAAAGAAAAGCAUCCAAACGAUAUUACAAAAUAUAAAGCAGAUUCAUCCAAAGUUUCCAGUUUAUCGAACAUACAGAUACCUCAGAGGUAAGAGAAAGGGAGAGCUUAAAGACUGCAAUCUUGAUUUUAACAAUAGUAUUGAAAUUAUAAAUGAUGAGGUAGAUAUUAUCAGCAACAGUCCAGACAAAUUGAAUUGGACAGACAAAUAUAAAGCCAUUUCUACUAAUCAAAUAAUAGGUAAUUUUGAAAGUAUCAAGGAAUUAAGAAAGUGGUUAGUGUCUUGGAGUGAGAAUGAAAUCAAAUUAAAUUCUAGAAGGAAUUCGAAUUCUGAUUCUUCUGAUUAUUACCAGUCUGACACAGAUAGUAGAGAUAGUUUGAAGACUACGAAUAAUCUCCUGAUACUGACUGGACCCACAGGUUGCGGUAAAACCUCUAGUGUUUAUACAGUAGCUGCAGAGUUAGCCAUUAAAGUCAUUGAAGUUAAUGCAAGUAGUAAAAGAACUGGUAAGAUAAUGUUGCAAGACUUGCAGGAAGCUACACAAUCCCAUAAAGUAAACAGGGGUACAAGUAACACCGAUAGUAGCCAAAAAUCACAAGAAAAAAAUUUGACAGAACUUUUAAAAAAGAACAAAAAGAAAGGAAGACCAAAAAAAUCUACAGAAAAAUCAAAAAAGAGUACAGAAGAAAGUGUUACAUUAAGUGCUACACCUUCAAGUCAAGAAAGUGUAAGAACUGCUAUGUCGCUUAUUUUAGUAGAUGAUGCAGAUAUUGUUUUUGAUCAAGAUGAUGGUUUUACAUCUGCUAUUGUCCAACUAGUUCAAUCUUCUAAACGGCCAGUAAUAUUAAUUACGUCGUCACUAGUAUGCCCUCAUUUGCAACGAUUUUUUUUAAAUGGGAAAAUUUUGAAGAUGUCUCCUCUGUUGCCUAGACCUGUAGGUACCUGGUUAGAUAUCAUGUGUUUAGCUGACACUGGCAAUAGCUGGCCAGGGCUUGGUGCGAAUUUUUUGAAUUAUUUUAGGGGAGACAUAAGGAAGACUAUAAAUUACUUACAGUUCUAUGUAUCAAGUUCUGCAUAUCGUUCGAUUUCUAAUGAAGAAACAGCUUCUCAAGAUGUUGAUUAUCCUAAGACCAAUAUUGAUGAUGAGAAUUCAAAUAUGUCUUGGGCAGAUCAUUUAGACUCAGAGGAGAGAAAGCUAAUACCAAAUACUUCUAACUCUAAUGAUGUAGGACCAAACUCAUUGUGGGUAGAUUUUGUUGAUGGACAUUUAAACUUGGCAAGGCUUAGAUAUCCAAUACAGCUUUUUGAUAUCUGGUGGAGUUUGCCACAUCUAUUGAGUACUGAGCCUACUUCACAAGAUGCUGCAAUGUUAGUUACUAAAUCAGAAAGACCAGUGCGUCAUGAACUUGAUGCAAUUGCAAAUGUUAUGGAUGCGAUAUCACUGUCAGACUGUGUAACACAUACUCAUCCACAAUUAAAAUCGGAUACAACAUGGCCUUGGUAUACAUGUGAAAGUGACAGUGUAUCUGAACAGGACAAUAUAGACUACUAUAGGAACAAUUAUGAGGUUACUGAUGAAAUUUCUCAUACAUUAGUGACAGGAUAUAUUGCUAAAGCUCAAGAUGUUUUAAGUUGUGACAGAAAAACAGACAUUCAAAUUCCUGGGAUGUCUCUUCAAAGGGAAAGAGAUAAGAUUGUUACUCGGCACAAACAUUUAACUUCCUACUUAAGUACGUCGUCAACAUUAGAUCGCAGAUCGCUAGCGCUGGACUACUGGUCAUCUUGUCGUACCAUAUGUAGAAUAGAAAAAUCCAAGACUGAUACCCAAAUUAACGCGAAGAGGAACAAUCGUUUUUGCCACUAUUUAAAGUCAUUAAGUGUUCUUUGUAAAAGUGAUACUUUCGAUAACCUCUGUGACAGUCUGUCCUAUCAAGGAACUGAAUUAAAGAUAUCUAAGUUUAAUGAAUGA